AUGGAAAACUUGCUGAGAUCAAAGGAGUACUGGGGCUUGGUGGAGCAAGGUUAUGAAGAGCCUGAAAUAAAGGAGCCACUCACAGGAGCAGAACGUCGAACCUUGGAGGAGCAAAAGCUGAAGGACUUGAGGGGGAAUGCUCGAGUUCAACGAGCUCAACUCCAAAGGCUGUGCAGGGAUUUUAAAAUUCUAGAAAUGCAAAAUGGUGAGUGCGUGAAUGAUUACAUUUCUAGAGUCAUGUUAAUUGCAAAUGAUAUGAGAGGAGCAGGAGAGACCAUGGAGGAUAGACAUAUUGUUGAAAAGAUUCUGCGCACAUUGUCUAACAAAUACAUUUAUAUUUUAUGCUCAAUCGAAGAAUCCAAAGAUAUCAAUGAGAUGACAGUAGAUGAGCUGCACAGUUCAUUACUUGUACAUGAACACAAGAUAAAACGGAAGGAAGUGACUGAACAGGCAUUGAAGGUUACAGGAGACAGCUCUACUCUACGAGCUGAUGAACGAUUCGGUGACAAAGGCAGAGGACGUGGUGGAUAUAGAGGCAGAGGCAGAGCAUUCAAUAAAUCCAUAGUUGAGUGCUAUCGGUAUCACAAGCUGGGACAUUUCCAGUACGAAUGUCCCACCUAUGCUAAUUAUGCAGAACACACAGAGCUGGAUGAAGGAGAAGAGAUGCUGCUUAUGUCAUUUAUGGAAAUUAAUCAAAUGAGUGGAGACAGGAAAUGGUUCAGUGAGGUUGAUCAAUCAUUCAGGCACAAUGUUAAGCUGGGAAAUGACUCCAAAUUGGUUGUCAUGGGAAAAGGCAACAUUCAAAUAAAAAUAGAUGGACGAGUUGUGGUCAUCACAGAGGUAUUUUACAUUCUUGAUCAAACCUACUUAGCAUUGGUCAGCUUCAAAAAUGAAAUCUAUCUAUACUGA
Ricinus communis (castor bean) is the source of this 909-nucleotide messenger RNA. RefSeq lists its product as uncharacterized. The transcript has 3 exons. The coding region runs from base 1 to 909 and encodes 302 amino acids. Gene Ontology annotation, molecular function: zinc ion binding; nucleic acid binding. NCBI's taxonomy places the organism in Eukaryota, Viridiplantae, Streptophyta, Magnoliopsida, Malpighiales, Euphorbiaceae. The record is from RefSeq and is a predicted model, not a curated record.